Molecule: messenger RNA, 2691 nt
Organism: Lingula anatina
Lineage: Eukaryota; Metazoa; Brachiopoda; Lingulata; Lingulida; Lingulidae
Product: 2-oxoisovalerate dehydrogenase subunit alpha, mitochondrial
Biological process (GO): branched-chain amino acid catabolic process
Cellular component (GO): oxoglutarate dehydrogenase complex
Molecular function (GO): oxidoreductase activity, acting on the aldehyde or oxo group of donors, disulfide as acceptor
Source: RefSeq, a predicted model, not a curated record
ACUUUCAUGACGUAGUACGCGUGUUGAUGAUAAUGGCUUCGAUAUGCAGGGCACUGCACAUCCUCAAGCAUUAUAGAUGUGCAGAAACAUGGUCAUUUCGAUCCACGAGCGUGAUUGCUACAAAAAGAUGGAAAACAUCAUCAGUUCCGCCAAAGCAUACAGCUCCCAUUAAACAGAGCUACAUUGAGGACAGGCCACAGUUUCCUGGUUCUAAAACAAGAAGCUGGAGUGAAAAGCUCGAAUUUACACAACCUGACAUCUAUGAUGGGAUUCCAGUGUAUAGGGUGAUGAACAGAGAGGGCAAGAUUCUCGACCAGAGCCAAGAUCCACAGCUGAGCCAGGAGAUGGUAACAAAUAUGUACAGGAAAAUGACUUUGUUAAACACCAUGGACAGAGUUUUAUAUGAAUCCCAGCGGCAAGGUAGAAUUUCAUUUUACAUGACAAACUUUGGAGAAGAAGCUACACAUAUUGGGUCAGCAGCAGCUCUGAAUGACAAAGACCUUGUGUUUGGACAGUACAGGGAAGCAGGGGUGCUGAUGUGGAGGGGGUUCCACUUGGAGCAGUUCAUGGACCAGUGUUAUGCUAAUAUAGGAGAUAGUGCAAAGGGACGACAGAUGCCAGUGCACUAUGGCUCAAAAGAUCUCCAUUUUGUUACCAUUUCCUCCACAUUAGCUACUCAGAUGUGCCAGGCUUCUGGAGCAGCAUACUCAUUUAAGCGCGCACAGAAUGGACUUUGUGUUAUGUGCUAUUUUGGUGAGGGAGCAGCCUCAGAGGGAGAUGCACAUGCUGCCUUAAACUUUGCUGCCACCCUGGAUUGCCCUGUGCUGUUCUUUUGUCGUAAUAAUGGUUAUGCUAUUUCUACACCAACAAAAGAUCAGUACAGAGGGGAUGGUAUAGCGGCACGUGGCCCAGGCUAUGGUAUGGCAGCUGUUAGAGUCGAUGGUAAUGAUGUUUUUGCAAUGUAUAAUGUCACAAAGGAAGCAAGAAAAUUAGCAGUUGAGGGAAGCAGACCUAUACUUAUAGAGGCCAUGACUUAUAGGUUGGGUCAUCACAGCACCUCGGAUGACAGCACAGUGUACAGGUCAGUAGAUGAGGUCAACUACUGGGACAAGCAGGACCACCCCAUAUCCAGACUACGCUACUACAUGGUCAACAAGGGCUGGUGGAAUGAUGACAUGGAGAAGGAAUGGAUGAAAGAAUCAAGAAAACAGGUAAUGGAAGCGUUUCAAAAGGCAGAGAAGAAGAAAAAACCUAACCCAGAGCUCAUGUUUAGUGACGUGUAUGAUGAGGUGCCCUUGCACUUAAAAAGACAAAUGGAAGAAAUGAAGGGACAUGUUUCUAAAUACAGAGAAUACUAUCCAUUGGAUAACUUCGAAAAAUGGGACUCAUGAGAAGGGCAAGUAACUCUCCACUGACUGUAAUGGGGAAAAAGAUGAAAUGCAUAAGAUGCAAAUUAUUUGUAUCAAAAUAAUGGGAAAUUUGUGAUAGCAAUUCAUCACAUAUAUUAACAAGUCAUGUUCAAAACAUUUCAACUUCAUGAAUUGUGUAAGCAUUGAGACUUGUAUUGAAAAUGGAUGUAUUGUUUUGAUUGAAGGGAGAUGAAAUUGACAUAGGGCAUGAGGGAAAAAAAAGAGGCCACAUCAUUGUAUGUAUUUAUUUAUUUAUAAUCUUUUAAAGUAUGGUGAAGGCAAAAGAUACAUGUGACAUGUGUGAAAUGUGUGGCCACUUCAUAUCUAAAAGUGGGACAUCUGAAACAAGGGCACUUUGACAGUAGCUUAAACUACUGCUGCAUUUUUUUUUUUUUCAAAUUUAUACUUAUACCAGGUAUCUAAUGACAAAAAAAAAUUGUCGGUGAGAUAAAAGUGAAUUUUUUGAUUAAGUGUUUUAGCACAUGACUUGUACAUGUAAAAUGGAGAUUAAGGCCAAGCAGACGGGGAUGUGGCUGAGCUUAAGAGGUAGCAUUUGAGACUGUGAAUAAAACUGAAGAUAUUGCUUAUUUAUGUAAAAAGCAUUUGUUAUAAAUAAAACUCGAAAAAAAGCUGUUUGUCAAAUGUAGUCAUUUAUAAUGGCUCAAACCUAUUCUAGAGAGCUACAUGUACAUUAAGCAAGUUGUGAGGAGUUAUCAGCAUUAUUUGUUAUUUUUGUCUGAUAAAAUUGUCGAACUAACUUCAUCCACAAACUUUGAACAUCAUUUUUGCUCAUGUGAUUUAAUUAAAACAUAAUAGAUGGGAGAUGUAGUUGACUUAACUGUAUGCAGGAAUUUUCAGGUUCAGGAGUUAUACUUAAUACACAUAUUGCUGUGCUUGGUUGUACAUGUUCCUGUGAACACCAGUAUCUGAGGCACCACAAUAACUUUCAGCUGUGGAUGACCCCUGUAGAAGGACAUGGGGUCAGCAUUUUAAAUAAGAAACAAUAAAGCAUAUUUCUAAUGAUAAUAUCAUGACAUGUUGAUCCGUGCUUUCUUUCUCCAGACUUACUGGUUUUUUGUUAUAACAUAUGUUUUUAUUUAAAAAGUUGGUUAAUGGGGCAGUUCUUGAUCAUGUUAAAAUUUCAAAUCCAAGCACCCAUUUGUUGAUUUUUUGAACCUACAAAAUUGUAUGUUAGGCCAUCAUAUUCAGUAAAUUAUUGCACUGGCAUUUUGAAUAUUGCAUGUGGUGUUACUGAGCUAUAGUAAUAAACAGUAAUAAAAUG